Molecule: messenger RNA, 858 nt
Organism: Rotaria socialis
Lineage: Eukaryota; Metazoa; Rotifera; Eurotatoria; Philodinida; Philodinidae
Source: the annotation of a GenBank genome assembly
AUGGAUGAAACAUUAACCGACGAAGACAAAGCAUCAAUUGCUCGACGUUUUAUUGUACAUGCACCGCCAGGAGAAUUUAAUGAAGUGUUCAAUGAUGUACGAACACUAUUGAAUGAUGAUUCAUUAGUUCGACGAUCAGUUUCACAAGCUUUCUCUGAGUACAAUCGGGAUCAAUAUAUUCCAACGAAAAUUCAAAAUUCAGAAUAUGAUUGUCUCGUAACGAAUGCCAACGAUCUAGGUGACGGUCGAUUUUAUGAUCCACGUACAAGACAAAGUUUUAAAUAUGAUCAUUUACGUCAUGAGACAUCGGACUAUGAACAUUAUGAGCCAGAUGAAAAAUCCGAAACAUGGCGUUUAGCCUUUGAAAAAGAACUUACAGGCUAUAUUAAAGAACGGUACACAUAUGGUGCUUGUACAGUUAUUGGCAAGAGUAACGACGAUAAAAUUACACUUACCGCUUUUGUUGAAAGUCAUAAAUUUGAACCGAAAAAUUUUUGGAAUGGACGUUGGCGAUCGAAUUGGUCAUUGACUUUAAGUAAACGUCAACCUACAUGUGAAUUAACAGGAGUUUUAAAAGUUCAAGUGCACUAUUUUGAAGAUGGUAAUGUUCAAUUGGUUAGUAGUAAAGAUAUCACAGAAACGAUUCAAAUUCAAAAUGAAAUUACAGCAGCUAAAGAAAUCAUUCGGGUGAUACGCCAAGCAGAAGACAAUUAUCAACAAGCUGUUAAUGAAAACUAUCAAGCUAUGUCUGAUUCAACAUUUAAAGCAUUACGUCGACAAUUACCAAUAACAAAAGCUAAAAUUGAUUGGGCUAAAAUUAUUGCAUAUAAAAUUGGAUCGGAACUUAAAAAUAGUUAA